Messenger RNA from Cryptomeria japonica (Japanese cedar), 1433 nucleotides. RefSeq names its product transcription factor Pur-alpha 1. Gene Ontology annotation, biological process: regulation of transcription by RNA polymerase II. Gene Ontology annotation, molecular function: RNA polymerase II transcription regulatory region sequence-specific DNA binding; DNA-binding transcription factor activity, RNA polymerase II-specific; purine-rich negative regulatory element binding. The transcript is spliced from 5 exons. NCBI's taxonomy places the organism in Eukaryota, Viridiplantae, Streptophyta, Pinopsida, Cupressales, Cupressaceae. The record is from RefSeq and is a predicted model, not a curated record. Bases 228 to 1073 code for a protein of 281 amino acids. Gene Ontology annotation, cellular component: nucleus.
GACCUUAACCAGCAAUUUAACAAACAGCAAGGUGGAGGCAAAUAAAAAGUGUUGUAUAGCACGUAUUAACACUCCUCUUCACUACGACAAUAUAGGGGAAAUCCAUGGCGUCCCUGGAGAGCAACGUCCCUUGCAUUAAGUUGUCGGUUGCUGUGGAAUUGGAGGGAAUGGGGAGGUGGGAAUAGAUUUGAUCAACAUGGUCUGAAACGCCCCUGUACAUUUCGGGCAUGGAGAAUUCAGACACAGAGCUUCUGACCAAGACACUUCAAGUGGAACACAAGCUUUUCUAUUUUGAUCUCAAGGAGAACCCGCGUGGCCGCUACCUCAAAAUUUCUGAAAAAACAUCCGGAUCUCGUUCCACCAUAAUUGUUCCUCUUGAUGGUGUUGCCUGGUUUGCAGAUCUCUUCAAUUACUAUGCCAGCAAUGAUGGGCAGGAACUCUAUAGCAAGGAAUUGCAGCUCGACAUCAAAGUGUUCUACUUUGAUGUCGGGGAGAAUAAGAGAGGCCGGUUUCUCAGGGUCUCUGAAGCAUCUGUCAGCCGAAGUCGGAGCACAAUUAUUGUGCCUGCAGGCAACGACUCAGAUGGAUGGUCUGCCUUCAGAGACGUUUUGGCUGAGAUCCAUAAAGCCUGCAGCUUAAUAAUACCAACCCAGCAGCAGCAAGCAAGUGCAACAUCAGAGCAAUUGCAGUUGCGAGGGUUGUCAGAUCCAGUAGCGCCAGGAUUCAUAUCAGUGGGGAGUUCACAGGAAAACUCUGUGGAUGGGGGAAUGGGGGACAAAUCUAUGGGUUUAGCUGGUGGAGAGAGUGGUGGAGUGGUGAUGGCCAAAGUCAUCAGGGCAGAGCAGAAAAGGUUUUUCUUCGAUCUAGGGAGCAAUUCUCGCGGCCAAUUCCUCAGAAUUUCAGAAGUGACAGGAUCAGACCGUUCAGUUAUCAUACUUCCUGUAUCUGUAUUAGAACAAUUCCAUGAUGCGCUGGGUCAGUUUGUUGAUAUCACUCGAAGCCAAGGACUCACAGGAUCAAGUCUUCCAAAUGUGCGUACAAUUGCAUCUGCAAAUAGGCGAAGUGAAAACUAGGUGUUUUUCAGAGUUAUAACAGUAUUCCUUAAAAAUGAUUUGCCUUCCUCAAUUGGGGAACUGGAUUUUGUAUUUGACAGAGUGGCAAACUUGCAUUGAUGCCACUGUUACAAAAUGCACCUCCAGGAACUAAUAAGGUUUCAACCUUAACUUACAUCAUAUGGUAUAGCUGUUCACAGGAGCCUAAGAAGCCUUGCAAUUUUAACCUUCCAUGCAGUUAUUUAGACUAUGAAAUCUUUUAAUAGAUUAUAUUAUAUGACUUUUGACAGGAGCCUGAGCAGCCUUGCAUUUUUAACCUUCCAUCCAGCUAUUUUAUGAAAUCUAUUAUAACAUCUUUAAUAGAUUGUUACUUUCCAUGAA